Molecule: messenger RNA, 1952 nt
Organism: Canis lupus familiaris (dog)
Lineage: Eukaryota; Metazoa; Chordata; Mammalia; Carnivora; Canidae
Gene: TEKT5
Product: tektin 5
Exons: 8
Coding region: 92-1765 (557 amino acids)
Biological process (GO): cilium movement involved in cell motility; cilium assembly
Cellular component (GO): nucleus; sperm flagellum; microtubule cytoskeleton
Source: RefSeq, a predicted model, not a curated record
GAGGUCCUGCCCAUCUCUAAGAGAAGAUCCUUCCCCUUCCUCGGUGCCUUGUCCCCUCAGAGUUUUGCCCUAGUGUGGCUGAUGGGGCAGGAUGGAGUUUCUUGGAACCACUCAAACCGCCAAUUACUGUGGCCCCAAGAAAGGCUGUGGCUUCAGUACGCUGCCCCCGGCUGUGCCAGCCCCAGAGAUCCAGGAAUGUUACCAGCCCUAUUACCUGCCUGGGUACCGCUGCCUCAACUCCUGGAGACCCAGCCUCCUCUACAAGAUCUCCAAUGCCCAGACCUGCGUGGAUGAGGGAGCCACGUGCCGCAGCACCCUGCGGCCACCCACCAUCCUGCCCGCGCUGCGCUCUGCGCUCUUCUGCCGCUACAACCCCCACGACUGGGACCAGUCCAAUGAGCUGCAGAUGCGCGGGGCCGAGGCCUCUCGGCUAUGGGCCAGCCGGCUGACGGGCGACUCCAUGCGGCUCAUGCAGGACAAGGACCAGCUGACGCGCCAGAUGCAGGAGGGCACCAGCCGGAACCUGGGCCAGAGGCUGUCGGACAUUGGCUUCUGGAAGUCUGAGCUGUGCUACGAGCUGGAGAGGCUUCUGAACGAGAGCUACAGCUUGGAGACAGUCAAGAGGCGGCUGGAGUGUGCGGCCGAGGAGCUCAACUGUCCACUGCAGGUGGCUCUGGAGUGCCUGUACCAUAGAGAGAAAAGGAUUGGGAUUGAUUUGGUCCAUGACGAUGUGGAGAAGAAUCUUAUCUGGGAAGUAGAUUUGCUAAAAUGUUGCCAAGAACAGAUGAGAAAACUAGCUCAAAGAAUUGAUAUCCAGAUGCGGGAUAACCGAGAUGCUCAGCAUGCUCUGGAGAGGGACCUGGAGGACAAAACCUCAGCCCAGUUUAUUGAUGAGAAGUGCUUUAACCUGAGGAACACGUCAGACUGCAUCAGCUUUUUCCAUGGCAUGGAGAAAGUCGAUGGCACGAUCUCUGUGCCUGAGACCUGGGCCAAGUUCAGCAAUGACAACAUCAGGCACUCGCAGAACAUGCGGGCCAACUCCAUCCGGCUGCGCGAGGAGGCUGAGAACCUCUUCCAGACCUUGUCAGAUCAGCUCUGGAAGCAGUUUACCCACACCAACCUGGCCUUCAGCGCCCGAAUCUCCGAGGUGACAGACGUGAAGAAUAAGCUGCAGAUACAGCUGGCUAAGGCCUUUCUCCUCCUCCUCCUGUCCCUCCCUCUGAAUACUAACUGGCUGACUCCAGUGGAUGUUGGAAAUUGGAAACACAACCAGCCUUGGUACCUGCCCCUCUCCGGUGUUCACAGCGUCCUGGCUGACCAGAGGGGCUCCAGCUGCUUUCCUGAGGUUGCUUUAGGAAGAGUGCAACACCCCAUGCCCCCCGCCACCUACCAGACGCUGCAGGAGAUCUUCCAGGCGGAGAAUACCAUCAUGCUUCUGGAAAGGUCCAUCAUGGCCAAGGAGUGCCCGCUGAAGGUGGCGCAGACGAGGCUGGAAUGCCGGACCCGGCGUCCCAAUGUGGAGCUGUGCAAGGACAUCCCACAAUUCAAGCUUGUGAAUGAGGUGUUCACCAUUGAUGACACCUUACAGACCCUCAGGCUGAGACUGCGGGAGACGCAGGACACGCUGCAGCUGCUGGUAAUGACCAAGUGCCGGCUGGAGCACGAGCUGGCCAUCAAAGCCAACACCCUCUGCAUCGACAAAGAGAAGUGCAUGAGCAUGCGCAAGACCUUCCCCUGCACGCCGCGCCUGGUGGGCUACACCUGAGCCACUGCCGGCCUGGCCCCGCCCCAGCAUCCUGCUCUGCACCCGAUCCCUGUGCAGCAUAGAAAUGGAAAAGGCAGAAAAACAAAAUAAAGUGUCAUUUUUCUCCCUCUCCUCCUAUCAUGGAAAAAAAAACCCCAAAUUAUAUAAAUAUAUAUAUUAAGAGCCAAAUAAACAUGCCCAAACCAAA